This is a messenger RNA of Solanum verrucosum, 3115 nucleotides long. Its product is annotated as receptor protein kinase CLAVATA1. NCBI's taxonomy places the organism in Eukaryota, Viridiplantae, Streptophyta, Magnoliopsida, Solanales, Solanaceae. The transcript is spliced from 3 exons. Gene Ontology annotation, biological process: protein phosphorylation. Bases 40 to 2994 code for a protein of 984 amino acids. Gene Ontology annotation, molecular function: ATP binding; receptor serine/threonine kinase binding; protein kinase activity. The record is from RefSeq and is a predicted model, not a curated record.
UAAAAUUUGUACAAACCAGACUGAACUAACAGUGUAACAAUGUCACUCCCCAAAAAAAUAUCCCUUUUCCUCCAAAUUUUCAUCUUUUUGGUUUUCACCAUUAAUGCAAACUCUGAUCUUGAAACCCUUUUGAAGCUCAAAGAAUCCAUGGUUGCUCCUGGAACUUCUGCACUUCUUGAUUGGAACAACAACACAAAUUACCCUUUUUCCCAUUGUUCUUUUUCUGGUGUUACAUGUAACAAUAACUCUCAUGUUAUAUCUAUAAACAUCACUAAUGUUCCUCUAUUUGGUACUAUUCCACCUGAAAUUGGUCUUUUACAAAAUCUUGAAAAUCUUAUUAUUUUUGGUGAUAAUAUUACUGGUACACUCCCUUUAGAAAUGUCACAACUUUCUUCUAUUAAACAUGUUAAUCUUUCUUACAACAAUUUUUCUGGUCCUUUUCCUAGAGAAAUCUUGUUGGGGUUAAUAAAGCUUGAAUCUUUUGACAUUUAUAACAACAAUUUCACUGGUGAACUUCCUAUUGAGUUUGUAAAGUUGGAAAAGUUGGAAACUUUACAUCUUGGUGGAAACUAUUUUCAUGGUGAAAUACCAGAAGUUUAUUCUCAUAUUGUAAGUUUAAAGUGGUUGGGUUUAGAGGGAAAUUCACUUACUGGGAAAAUACCAAAGAGUUUGGCUUUGUUACCAAAUCUUGAAGAACUUAGAUUGGGUUAUUAUAAUAGUUAUGAAGGGGGUAUUCCAUCUGAGUUUGGUAAUAUUAGUACACUUAAACUUCUUGAUCUUGGAAAUUGUAAUCUUGAUGGUGAAGUUCCUCCAAGUCUUGGAAAUUUGAAGAAGUUGCAUACUUUGUUUCUACAAGUGAACAGACUUACAGGUCGCAUACCUUCUGAACUAUCUGGUUUAGAGAGUUUGAUGUCGUUUGAUUUGUCUUUUAACCAACUGACCGGAGAAAUACCAGAGAGUUUUGUGAAGUUGCAGAAUUUGACAUUGAUUAACUUGUUUAGAAACAACUUGCAUGGUCCAAUUCCCCCGUUUAUUGGUGACCUUCCAAAUCUUGAAGUGUUGCAAAUUUGGGGAAACAAUUUUACUCUCGAAUUACCCGAAAAUCUUGGGCGUAACGGGAGGUUUUUGUUUCUUGAUAUUUCUGUUAAUCAUUUUACUGGAAGGAUACCACCUGAUUUGUGUAAAGGAGGGAAGUUGAAGACACUGAUUCUAAUGGAGAAUUACUUCUUUGGUCCAAUUCCUGAACAACUUGGUGAGUGCAAAUCGCUUACUCGAAUUCGCGUUAGGAAGAAUUAUUUAAAUGGUACUAUUCCAGCUGGUUUUUUCAAGUUACCUGCAUUGGAUAUGCUUGAACUUGACAACAACUAUUUCACUGGUGAGCUGCCAACGGAGAUAAACGCGAAUAAUCUCACUAAACUUGUACUUUCCAACAACUGGAUCACGGGGAACAUUCCUCCGUCAUUAGGGAACUUGAAGAAUCUAGUCACUCUAUCACUUGAUAUGAACAGAUUGUCCGGUGAAAUUCCUCAAGAAAUUGCGAGUUUGAAUAAACUUGUGACCAUCAACUUGAGAGGCAACAAUUUAACAGGUGAAAUCCCGAGUUCAAUUGCGCUUUGUUCAGGGCUAACAUUGGUUGACUUGAGCAGAAAUCAACUGGUUGGUGAAGUGCCAAAAGAAAUCACCAAGUUAAAUAGCUUGAACGCGCUGAACUUGUCAAGAAACCAACUGAGUGGCGCCAUUCCUGGAGAAGUCGGAGUGAUGAAUGGCUUGACAGUUUUGGAUCUUUCUUACAAUGAUCUUUCUGGAAGGAGACCGACCAACGGACAACUAAAGUUCUUCAAUGACACUUAUUUUGUAGGAAAUCCAAAACUCUGUUCGCCUCAUGCUACUUUUUGCCCGUCAGCUUCCAAUUCACCACAAAACGCGCUCAAAAUCCAUGCUGGGAAGUUCACAACUACCCAAUUGGUGAUUACAAUAAUCAUCUUAGUCACUGUUGCAUUGCUGUUGGCAGUUACCGUGUUGUUCAUCAAGAAGGAAAAGUUCAAGAAUUCGAAACUUUGGAAGUUAACAGCAUUCCAGAAACUUGAUUUCAGAGCUGAGGAUGUUUUGGAGUGUUUAAAAGAGGAGAACAUAAUUGGGAAAGGUGGAGCUGGCGUUGUGUACCGAGGGUCUAUGUCAAAUGGCAUCGACGUUGCAAUUAAGAAACUUGUAGGCCGAGGAACCGGACACCAUGAUCACGGAUUCUCAGCUGAAAUCCAAACACUAGGAAGGAUCAGGCACAGAAACAUCGUACGAUUACUAGGAUAUGUCUCAAACAAAGACACAAACUUGUUGUUGUACGAAUACAUGUCGAAUGGGAGCUUAGGUGAAAUGUUACAUGGUGCCAAAGGAGCACAUUUGAAAUGGGAGACGAGGUACCGUAUUGCUGUGGAAGCUGCAAAGGGAUUGUGUUAUUUGCACCAUGAUUGUUCGCCUUCGAUUAUUCAUAGAGAUGUCAAGUCCAAUAAUAUUCUGCUGGAUUCUGAUUACGAGGCUCAUGUUGCUGAUUUUGGCCUAGCCAAAUUCUUGCAGGAUGCUGGUGCAUCAGAGUGCAUGUCCUCUAUUGCUGGCUCAUAUGGUUACAUUGCUCCAGAGUAUGCAUACACAUUGAAAGUUGACCAAAAGAGUGAUGUAUACAGUUUUGGAGUUGUACUGUUGGAACUUAUCACAGGUCACAAGCCAGUUGGUGAAUUCGGGGACGGUGUAGAUAUAGUCAGAUGGGUAAAUAAAACAAUGUCCGAAUUAUCUCAGCCGUCUGAUGCAGCCUCAGUUUUAGCAGUCGUUGACUCGAGGCUACAUAGUUACCCUCUUGCAAGUGUUAUCAAUUUGUUCAAGAUUGCUAUUAUGUGUGUUGAAGAAGAGAGUUGUGCUAGGCCUACUAUGAGGGAAGUUGUUCACAUGCUUACAAAUCUUCCUCAGUCUACUACAACUACUACUACUCUCCUUGCCCUUUGAAAUUGCGCGGAUAUCAAGUGUCUGGUUGAAAACUCGUGGAGUUUGAGGCUGGGAACACGAGUCUCAUGAGUCUAUUUGGGUAUGGGGAACAAAAUAAUUGUGCAAGUAGAGUUAUGUAUUU